AUGUCUCAACAAGAAUCAUUAGAUGCUCCACCAAUUAUUGAACAAAUGGUGAUGCAAUCACAAAUGUUUGAAGAUCCGAUCACUGGUGAGAUGAAUGUGAGUCAUACCUAUGUAAAACCAAACUGUGGAGGAGGAAAAUAUCAUGGUGAAUUAAUUGAUGUUCGUAUCAAGGCAAAGAAGGCUCAUGAUUUGUAUCAAGUCAUUGUUAAGCCUCAUGAUCAAAAAGUCAUGAAGGGAAUUGGAAGUGUCAGAGUUCUUCAUAAUGAUCAGGAACUUGUUGCUGAUAGCUCUAACUUUGGAUCGGAAAGUUCAAUUGAUCUCGAUUUUAAAGCAAGUAAUGGAAUGAAGGUUGUUGUUGAAAUCGAUUGGAAGUACAAGUAA
Molecule: messenger RNA, 381 nt
Organism: Naegleria gruberi
Lineage: Eukaryota; Heterolobosea; Eutetramitea; Acrasida; Naegleriidae
Exons: 1
Coding region: 1-381 (126 amino acids)
Source: RefSeq, a predicted model, not a curated record